UAACAGAAGCGACAGACUGGCUCAGCGGCCAUUGAAGCAUCUUUAUCUUCAUAAGGACAAGCAGAGAUUUUUUUGUACAUCUGCGGGGUCCUGCGGACUGAAGCCAUGGUCUAUCAUUCUCUCGCCCUGCCGAUGAUCUGCUUCACCACGUUAUGGGCGUUGGUGGGGGUCGUAGCUCCGUUUUUAGUGCCCAAAGGACCCAAUCGGGGUGUGAUUGUCACCAGUCUGAUCCUUACAGCGAUCUGUUGCUACUUGUUUUGGUUGAUAGCCAUUCUGGCCCAGACCAACCCUCUGUUUGGUCCUCAGCUCAAGAAUGAAACUAUAUGGUACCUGCGCUACUUCUGGGAGUAAACGGGGGCCGCGCGACGUGAUGCCUCUCAUCUUUCCUGUCCUCUGGUUUGCUCGCCUUUAGUUUCGGCAUGUCCUCAAACACCCGAGCAGCCUGCAGAAUGAGUGGAUUCAUUUUGUUUUGCCACCCUUGUUUUUUGUAACCUUGAGGAAUCUUAAGAAUAAUAAGAGUUUUUAAAAAAAGCUGAAUUCAUCCUGUGACUCCAGAACAAACCAAGAUGAGGAAAGUGAAGCGUAACCCCCCCCCCCUACCCCCCCCACUUGAAAUGUGCAAUCCUUUAGUUUAGUUUCCGUGUACAUAUUUUCUUUUUGCGUUGCUGCCAUCGUCAGCGAGGAACAUGGAUUUCUGUGUCUAUUUAUUUUGGCUUGCUGACACUGAUGUAAGCCCGGUGUAAUCACCUCAGUGUCCGCGAGGUCCUGUUAUAUAAGUGUUGUUACCCGUGAUGUAAUGGGGUGCGAGUGUGAGCGCGUGUGCGAGCGUGUGAAGAGUUCAUUAAUGUGGGCGCUUGGACCGCGGCCACGAGAAUCUCCUGAAAGCACGUAAAAAAAAAAAAAAAUGAGAAAAAAAAAAAUAAGCAGAGAGCGAUUCCUUCCACUUUGGGGGCACUUCAGCGUGAAACUCCCUCCCACAUUCCCUCGUGCUUCGCACCACGGAGGUCCUCGUUGCCAUGGUGAUCUCAUCGCCCAAUUCAUCCCCUCUUCACUUGACCCCUUUUGAUGAAAUCCUGCCCAAUUCUCGCCUGCCUGUGUACAGAUGUACUGUAGGUUGUACUGUAGGGACGUGUUUUUGGAGCGAAGCUGCAGAUAGAUUGGGUGUUAACAUCUGCUAUUUUUAAAAUGUACCUUCAAACAGCGCUUUCACCGCGUUCCUCAUUUUAACUUUAGCAAAUGAACUCAGACUCUCGGGAGCUUUUAGGAAACAAAGCGAUGAAAAAGUGCGUUAUUAAAAUAAGAUGUGAAGAAACCUGCAGCAUUGUAACCUCUGAUAGGCUGAAUAUGAUUUUUUUAUUUCCUAAUUCAAAGGAGAACAAUGACUGUGCAUGCAUCACUAAUUCUUGUUUGGGGAAAUAAUGACAAGUGCUCUGAAUUUAUUUUAAUAUAAGAAGUCUUAUCAUUGCAGUUAUUGGUUAUUUAUCGUAUUUCAUCUGCAGUCCCUGCCCUUAUAAUCGCACACAGAAAAAAAAGCAUGUACACAAUAAAACACCCCCCAAAAUUAGUUCAUUGCACCUUACCAGCCACUGCCACAAUUACACCUCCCCUCUCCAAACCUCGAGCACCCGUCCUUCCCUCCUCCCUGGAACUCGCCCUUCCCGUCCUCUUCUCUGAAACCGCUUUGCUUCAGCCAAAAAGAAUCCAAAUCAAAAUACAGCUACUUUUUAGAAAGACCAAAUUGUGUUCUGUCUUUCCCCCCCUCCCCUCCCUCCCUUGCCUUUUUCUGUAGUUGUGGUGGUGGUGGUGUGAGUCUAAAAUCGGAUGUGUAACAAUGUGUGCAUUACAGCAGUUUACACAUGCGGAGCCCCGUGUCAGUGGAGUGCAAUUACACUUGAUUACACUCUCAAAGUAGCCUUUGCUCACCAGUAAAGUUUGUUGUAGUUGGUUUUUAGUUUCUCUGCAAGUAAACCAAAAUGUGUAAACAAACAUCACAUGGACUCCCAAGUAGCUCACUUAUUCGACAAAGUUUUGGUGACUUUUAACUGCACGUAAAAGACGGGCGUGCCCACGGCGGCGGCGCGCAUUGGUUCGUGAACACCUGCUUUUGAAGCAGGUCAUCGUCUUUGUUUGUUGAAACUGGACGUGAUGAGCACGGGGCAGAGCUGACUGAGAAACCGAGGAAAACUGCGGCCUCGUAUUUUUCUUUAGUGGCUUUUUUUCUUUACAAAGGACUGUAUUUACAAAAAGACACCAUGUUGGAUUAAAUAAUACUUCAAAUUUUCAAACUGAGACUAGAAACUCCUCAAGAAGGUGUUCGUUAGGGUCACAAGUUAAGGGUCAAAGGAGUCUGUUAGUGUUGGUAAACCAUAGACUGGAAUAUAUAUAAAAGGUCGAUGAAACCACCAUAACGUCACCCACGUGGAUGUGAAGACCAGUGUACAAGCCUCAAACGGAGCAUUUCAACUGUCAGCAGCAUGUGUGACAUCACCCAGUGGUUUUUCAAGUCCCAAUUUGAUGCCUCCAGAUGUCAGUGAUGUUCUUUCCAUUGUAAAACACGAUUCGACACGUUACUGAAUAAACACAUUUUUUAUUCGUGUGACCCGAGAUGAGUGACUGAGCCCAUACACUUUUUUUUAAAUACGCAAAAAAAUAACCCCUAGCCAAUGAAAAGGUGUCCAUGCUGUGCAGCUUAGUCAGCCUUUUCAUCUAUUUCACUCUAAAUUGGACUAUAAUUUGCAAGGUGAACAUGCUGUACUUUUUUAAAAGCUUGAAACUACUAAUUGACACCAUAAACUUACAAGAUGAAAGAAUGCAGGUUCAAGGCAUUUCUACGCUGGCUUUACUUUCAGACCUAAACCGCCUCCAUCUUUUAUAUGCAGUCUUUUGUCAAAACAACCAUGUCUUGUGACUUUGGCACUGUUUUGUCUUUGUGCCAGUUGAAUGUCUCUGGUUUUGUCCUGACAUCUGAAUUCUGUUAGACGUUCUGACCGUACAGUUUUGUUUUGGGUUUGUUUCCUUUGGUUAGGAUUACCAUAGGAAACAAAGCCAUUACAUUACAGUAUCAAUCCCACUCAUCAUAAAACAAACCACAGUUUGCCUGCAGAGUCAGUCCGUCACUGGACACCAAACGUCAUUAUUCUCCCAUAUCCAAGCUAAUCGACCUAAAGGAGGGAAGCGCUGAGACGUCAGAUAACCCGUGUAAAAUGUGCAGAGUAUGAAUGCUCAAGAAAAACAUUCAAAUUUUCAAUUUCUUUUUCUCGUGACUUUUUUUUCUUUUCAUUUUUGAUAACUGGCUACUGUUCAUUUGUUAAAUGUUCCUGGCAGCAUAGACGAGGAUAGAUUUAUUUUUUUUUAAGUGUGUUAAGAGUCACCAUGGUAACAAACAUUCAAUAAAUCACAAAUCGGAUUGUUUAUGGAUUUGAGACCCUGUAUGUAACCUUGUAUUACUGUGAAGUAAAUGCUUGUAUGUGAGUGGCACUGUAUGUGAAAUACUUAAUAAAGAACUAUGUCUCAUAGGA
Messenger RNA from Neolamprologus brichardi, 3518 nucleotides. It is a transcript of the gene atp6v0e2, whose product is annotated as ATPase H+ transporting V0 subunit e2. Lineage: Eukaryota; Metazoa; Chordata; Actinopteri; Cichliformes; Cichlidae. Gene Ontology annotation, cellular component: proton-transporting V-type ATPase, V0 domain. The record is from RefSeq and is a predicted model, not a curated record. Gene Ontology annotation, molecular function: proton-transporting ATPase activity, rotational mechanism. Gene Ontology annotation, biological process: proton transmembrane transport.